UGCUCGCUUGAUAACCGAGAUGCCUGCAUUAGCUGCAGCGGUUAAGCUAAACUACAUUAUAAUUUUUCCUCUUUCGCUCAAAACCCCCAUCUCCCUUUUAAUAGUAUUUCUUCUACAUAGCAUAUAUAUUACUUCCCCUUCCCAUCCGUCGUAUAUUUCCUCUCCCUCCUCUCUCUAUCCCGUUCUCACCGGCCACACCUAAAAAAGACUUCUGUACAUUUUUUUACAUUACACUCACCACAACUCUCAUGUUAAACAACAACUUACAUUCAAAUAAGAGCCCCGCAUUUGUUGGCGACUGCGCCUCUAUCUUGUUCUUCUUUACACAUAUACAUAACUGAUGGAUCCACACGAAACAAUCAAACUGUCCAAGCUUCUCUCGUAUAUCCUGCGUCAUGGCGCUGCCAAGCAUAAACUUGUGAUGCGCCCUGAUGGUUACAUUCCUUUGUCAGAUAUCCUUGCUUUAGCCAAAUUCAAAAGCUAUACACGAGAACAAAUUGAACACGUUGUGCAAAAAAAUGACAAGCAACGAUUCGCAAUGGCCGAGAUUGAUAAUGUAUGGAUGAUUCGGGCGAAUCAAGGACAUACUGUCAAGGGUGUGGAUCAAGAGGAAUUGCUCGAAAGAAUAACAGAUACGCUGCCUGUUGUGGUUCACGGGACGUCGUUGGACAGCUGGCAACAAAUUCGACAACAGGGCCUUAGCCGUAUGGAGCGGCAUCAUAUCCACUGCGCCACUGGAUUACCAGGUGAAUCGGGUGUGAUUAGUGGCAUGCGGUCGACUAGUCAAGUCUACAUUUAUAUCGACAUGUCGAAAGCCAUGGAGGACGGCAUUGCAUUUUUCCGAUCGGCCAACAACGUGAUUCUGACAGAAGGACAAGAUGGCAUAUUACUUACAAAAUACUUUAGCAAAGUAGUUGAUCGUCAAGGCAAAUCACUUUUUAUUGACAUCCAAUGAUAAGCCCCUUAGUCUUUCUUCUUUGGUUUACAAAACGAGAGAGAAAAAAAAGGGUAAAAAAAAAAGAAAAAAAGUUAAAGAGGAAUACAGCAGGCCGGUAUGUGCACAAGCGGUUAUUUGGAAAGUUGAAACAAGCAAGAGGGGGCAGAUAUAUAAGAAUAUGU
This is a messenger RNA of Zychaea mexicana, 1119 nucleotides long. Its product is annotated as RNA 2'-phosphotransferase, Tpt1. Gene Ontology annotation, biological process: tRNA splicing, via endonucleolytic cleavage and ligation. Lineage: Eukaryota; Fungi; Mucoromycota; Mucoromycetes; Mucorales; Lichtheimiaceae. The transcript has 3 exons. The record is from RefSeq and is a predicted model, not a curated record. Gene Ontology annotation, molecular function: tRNA 2'-phosphotransferase activity. Bases 341 to 955 code for a protein of 204 amino acids.